Molecule: messenger RNA, 716 nt
Organism: Aspergillus campestris IBT 28561
Lineage: Eukaryota; Fungi; Ascomycota; Eurotiomycetes; Eurotiales; Aspergillaceae
Product: putative RNA annealing protein Yra1
Exons: 3
Coding region: 42-512 (156 amino acids)
Biological process (GO): mRNA export from nucleus
Cellular component (GO): nucleus
Molecular function (GO): mRNA binding
Source: RefSeq, a predicted model, not a curated record
AGGACUACUUCACACAAUCUGCAGGUCCCGUGAAGCGGGUGAUGCUCACCUACAACCAGAACGGCACCAGCCGGGGCAUCGCUUCGAUCGUUUUCAGCAAGCCCGAGACUGCGGCCAAGGCUGCGAAGGAUUUGAACGGACUGCUCGUUGACGGAAGACCCAUGAAGAUCGAGGUGGUUGUUGAUGCCUCUAGCGCUCCCAACGUUCCCGCCCCGAAGCCUCUUGGCGAGCGUGUGGUUCAAAACAAGCCCCAGCCGAAGCCUGCCACAGCCACCAAGACUGCCGGAGCCACGCGCGGACGUGGUGGUCGCGGCCGUCGCCGCGGAGCUGCUGCUGCCGGCGGUCGUGCGAACCGCCCCAAGCCCAAGACCGCCGAGGAGUUGGAUGCCGAGAUGGUCGAUUACUUCCAGUCGACGGAGAACUCCAACCCCGCCGAGGGUGCCGCCCCGAACGGCAACGUCCAGCCUGCCGCCAACGGUGGAGAGGAUAUGGGAAUGGCGGAGAUCUCCUGAGCGCUUAUGAUACCCUUCCGUCGAGUUUGACGGAGGACCUCUUGUUUCCUUUUCAUGACGUGUUUUUCUAGUUUUUCUACUCUUUAUUAUCGGCUUUCUUUUAGUUUUUUAAGACGUCCUUUUCUUGGGUUAUGAUGGACGGGGGUGCAGAGAAUGUAUGUAUUUAAUAACAGCCGCAAUGAAUGUGGAGCAUUUCACUUGGUA